Neltuma alba is the source of this 2714-nucleotide messenger RNA. RefSeq lists its product as uncharacterized. Lineage: Eukaryota; Viridiplantae; Streptophyta; Magnoliopsida; Fabales; Fabaceae. The coding region runs from base 742 to 2286 and encodes 514 amino acids. The transcript is spliced from 3 exons. The record is from RefSeq and is a predicted model, not a curated record.
AUAAGGGCAUUUCCCGUAAUUAAGAGAAGAUACGUGCCCUUUGUUUAUUCGUCACGUCGUUUCCUUUUUCCGACCAAAAAAAAAAAGAGCUUUGCCCUUUUUGGUCUUUUGCCGCGUCUCCGUCCGAUCUCGGUUUUGUUCUUGCUUGAUUCGAUCACUAAAUUCGUUGUGGAUUCUUGUAAUUGAAUACCAGCUUUCAUCAGAUCUUUUUUUUCUGCACCGAUCGAUUCCGAUUUUCGCUUGUAUCGGUUGUCUUAUCCAAUCUUAGGGUUUCGUUGUGGAAUAUUCUCGAUCUGUCUUUACCAUGCCGGAUCUGAGAAACUCCUUUCAUUUAUGUUCGAUUUGAGUUAUGGAUGUCUCUCAUAUCUUUGUAUCGUUUCCGUUUUUGUAAAUUACUUGCAUCGCUUCGGACUUUCACGACUUAUAGAUAUAGAUCCGUUGAUAGUUUGUUCGGAUUAUAAGAUCCCACACUGCGUAGUCUGAUUAACCAUAAUCGUGUAUUUUUUUCAAACAAUAAGGGUUGAUUCCUUUUUCUUGAUUUCCUUCGUGCCGUAAUAUUUAGAUCUAGGGUUAGGGUUUUCUGAAAUUGGGACUUCUACCUGUUUGAAUAAAUUUCCUUGGGGAAAGUUGAAUUUCUGUCUGAAAUUAGGGUUAACUUGCCUGACUACUCCGAACUAAAGCCAUUAUUGUCGGCUUCACGGUUAGCGAUAAAGUUCUACGGGGGACUGGAUAAAGGUAAACAUGGUUCAGAAACGCCCUUUUGAUGCUGAGGAAAUGCUUGAGGUUCCUUUUAAACACCCAAAACAAGCUGGACCCAGCAAUCAGCUUGUAUCAUUUUCAGAAUCGGUAUUUCCUGAGAAUUCUUCCCAGCAUCUUGAAACAUCAGAGUCUGGAUGCAGACAAGUUAACAAUGAAGGUGAUGAGAAGCUUGCUAGUGAUAUUUUUGUUGAACAUCCUGGAGGUGCUGGGGACAUUGAAACAAGCUUUCCAGGAAGUAUCUCUGUUUCUUCUUGGGCUCCUAGUACCAGUGAAGAUGUCCGGUCAGAUAUUCCUGUCCAUUUCUCUUUUUAUCCUGAGUAUUUUAGUCCAGAACGUCCGGUGAGGGCAUUAACACGCUAUGAGGACAUCUAUUCCAUACUCCUUGAACACCCUCCGCGCAAACUUGUCCCCAUUGGAGCUGAUCAUCAAGCUGAUGUUCCAGCAUGGGUCGUACCAGGUUCCACUAGUGGACUGGAUACCUCUUCAAGUUCCAUCUCUGUUGUUGGGGAUAAAUCUGAGGAAAGGUGGGCGGGAACAUGUAUAAUCCCUAUGCCUAAUAUGGAAUUAUCUACCUGUGAUAGUAAAGUUGGAAGGGGCAGAACUGAUUGUAGUUGUGAAGAUAGGGGAUCUGUGAGAUGUGUAAGACAGCAUAUUGUAGAAGCAAGAGAGGAACUUGCAAAAACAAUUGAACUAGCUAGAUUUGCUGAUUUGGGCCUGUGUGACGUGGGAGAGCAAGUGGCUGAAAAAUGGAAUGCAGAAGAUGAACAACUCUUUCACGAGGUUGUCUUCAAUUAUCCGGCUUCCCUGGGCAAGAAUUUCUGGAACACUUUCCCAAUUGCAUUUCCUUCACGAUCUAGAAGGGAGAUAGUGAGCUACUACUUUAACGUGUUCAUGCUUCGAAAGCGGGCAGAGCAGAACAGAAAUGACCAUUUGAAUGUCGACAGUGAUAAUGAUGAAUGGCAAGGUAGUGAUGACAAUGAAAUUGCGACUCUAGGGGAAGACGAGGACUCUGUUGCUGAGUCCCCCUUCUAUCAAGAUGAUACUGGUCAUAGUAACUGUCAAGAAAAUGAUCUGCAAGAUUAUGAUGAGUAUGCUCAAGAUGAAACCUGUGAUACUAGUGGAGUUGUAGACUUUACCAAGAGAGACAUUAGCGAUGAUUUAAAAUAUGAUCCUGAAGAGAUGCCGCGGUCCAACAGUUCCCCGCAGCAUGUUCAGUCUCAGGAUAAAAUCAUUUGUCAAGAGAGGUGUGAGGAAGAAGUACUGGAUGGAUCAUGCACAUCCUCGGAACUGGGAGUUAGUUCACAGGAGAUCAAGGGGAAGACUGAGAAUGAUGAUCUUUGCCCUGAUAACCUCAACGGUAUAAACCGUGGCUUUAGCCCAGGAUAUGUUACGGAAUCUUGUGACACAAAAGCCUGGGAUUCUGGUUUUAUGUCUUGCGCAAAAGAUAAAAUUGAUUUCUUACCUACUUGCAGCAUGAUUGAAGAGGUUUUUGGAGAUGGGCUGAGGCAAGAAAUGAGGAGAGUUUGAGCUCAGUAUUGUGCUAGCUUAGACUCUUCCUCAAUCACAAUUUUGGGAAUAAUCGAUGUCCGGGGCCUUUUAUGUUGAGUCAAUCUCAGCUAGCACUCUGGGCUAAGCAUAAUAAGAGUGAUUCCAACUUGUCUUGUGUAUAUUUGACGUGAAAUUGGCAAUGUAACUAUGUAUAAUAUAGUUUUGGCAGAUGAGUUUGGUUAUCGAGUUGGGUCCCAUUUAUGUUGGUUAUCGAGUUCUGUCAACUUUAUUUUUCUCAAGCCCCCUUCGGAAUUAUGAAAUUCCUUGUUUCUUAAUUUUAGCGUAGUAGUGUACACUUAAGGUGGGGAGGAGAAGAUGAUUGGUAAACAAUUGGGGUUGCAGUGUUGCUUUGUACUAUCCAAUCCGUGAAAGAUCAUUCUUACUCCAAUGGCCGCUUUGGCAUUUUA